Molecule: messenger RNA, 3402 nt
Organism: Dicentrarchus labrax (European seabass)
Lineage: Eukaryota; Metazoa; Chordata; Actinopteri; Moronidae
Gene: aldh5a1
Product: aldehyde dehydrogenase 5 family, member A1 (succinate-semialdehyde dehydrogenase)
Exons: 10
Coding region: 155-1696 (513 amino acids)
Biological process (GO): GABA catabolic process
Molecular function (GO): succinate-semialdehyde dehydrogenase (NAD+) activity
Source: RefSeq, a predicted model, not a curated record
UGGAGCAGAAGGGGUCCGUGAAGUGCUCUCCGGUUGUGUUUGUGCGGUGUCACGUGGUUAACGCGUCCUCGUCCGGACUGGUUGAAACCGACCGGAAGCUGCUGGGGACACAAACCCACAGAACCCGAGCCAGCUCCGGACAGUCGGCCCCGGUAUGUCCACUCUCUGCGUGCUGAGGACUCGCUGCUUCCUCCGGCAGGUCCUCCCCGGCCUGCCCGCCGCCAUGCACCGACACUACAGCCUGGAUGUCUCCGCUCCGCUGCUCCGGACGCAGGGUUACGUCGACGGCCGCUGGGUCUCCGCAGCCUCGGUGUUCCCCGUUCUGGACCCGGCCACCGGGAAGGAGAUAGCCCGGGUGUCGGACUGCGGGCCGGCUGAAGCCAAGCAGGCUGUGGACGCCGCGUACAAGGCGUUUCACUCCUGGAAGCAGUGCACCGCUAAGGAGCGGAGCAUCCUGUUGAGGAAGUGGUUCGACCUGCUGACGCUGCACAAAGAGGAUUUGGCCAAACUGAUCACAUUCGAGAGUGGUAAGCCCAUACGGGAGUCUCUCGGGGAGAUCGCGUACUCCGCCUCCUUCCUGGAGUGGUUUUCGGAGGAGGCUCGGCGCGUGUACGGCGACAUCGUCCCGUCGCCUGCCAAAGACCGAAAGAUCCUCCUCCUCAAACAGCCUGUGGGGGUCGCCUCCAUCAUCACACCGUGGAACUUCCCGAGCGCUAUGAUCACCAGGAAGGUUGGAGCAGCUCUGGCUGCCGGCUGCACGGUGGUGGUCAAACCAGCUGAGGACACGCCGCUGUCGGCACUCGCUCUGGCCGAGCUGGCGGAGCAGGCGGGGAUCCCGGCGGGGGUGUUCAACGUGGUUCCCUGUUCCAGAGAGAAGACUCCAGCAGUCGGGGAGGUUCUCUGUACCGACCCGCUGGUCGCCAAAAUCUCCUUCACUGGCUCCACCGCCACCGGCAAGUUGCUGCUGAAAAUGGCUGCUGACACCGUGAAGAAGGCGUCCAUGGAGCUGGGGGGCCACGCCCCCUUCAUCGUGUUCGACAGCGCCGAUGUCGACAAGGCGGUGGCCGGAGCCAUGGCCUCCAAGUUCAGGAACUCUGGACAGACGUGCGUGUGCUCAAACCGCUUUCUGGUGCAGAGCGGCAUCCACGAUCGCUUCAUGGAGAAACUGGGCAAAGCGAUGGACGCCGAGCUGCGUGUGGGCCAUGGCUCAGAGCCCGACACGACCCAGGGGCCGCUCAUCAACACCAGAGCUGCAGAGAAGGUGGUCCAGCAGGUGUCAGAUGCAGUGUCCAGGGGAGCGAAGGUGUUGAAGGGCGGGAAGCGUCUGGACGGGUCCUUCAUGGAGCCCACCCUGCUGGCCAACGUCACCACAGAUAUGCUCUGCAUGAAGGAGGAAACCUUCGGCCCGCUGCUGCCCGUCAUCAGGUUCAACACAGAGGAAGAGGCUCUGGCUAUUGCUAAUGCAUCUAAUGUUGGGCUGGCAGGUUACUGCUACUCGCAGGAUGUGAGUCAGAUCUGGCGGGUGGCGGAGGCGUUGGAGGUGGGGAUGGUUGGAAUCAACGAGGGCCUCCUGUCCACCCCAGAGGCCACGUUCGGUGGGGUCAAACAGUCCGGUCUGGGCUGCGAGGGCUCCAAGUAUGGCGUCGAAGAGUAUCUGGAAGUCAAGUACAUGUGCUUCGGAGGCCUCAAACCCUGAAUCGGGACAGAGCGACGGGUCCAGCCGGUACUAUCAUUAGAGGUCCUAACUGUAGAGCCCAGGUUUUAAUUGAUUUUAAAUUUGACCAUAACACAAAAUAACACUUUAAACAUAAAACAUCUGUGGACUGCCCUUAAAAAUACCGUAAACCUCAACUGUUAAUGAGGGGAUAAAAGUAGUCGAGUAACUUUUGACAAAUCAUAAAACAGUUUUAUUAUCCAUCGGCUGUCAGGACGGGUUCAGUGAGACGAGCUCCUCUUCAUUCUCCUCCGUUGCCUUUUUUUUAAAUAAGAAACUGUUUCUUUCAGGCAAUAAUUAGCUUCAGUUAAAACCAACUUUAGGUGAAUGUUUGUCUCUGAAAUGUGUUCAAGCAAACAUUCACAUAAAUGAUUUAAAAAAACAUAUUUUUGAACUCUGUAAAAAGGUCUUAAAUACAAUAGACAAUAUCAUGCUAACUCGGCACGGUGUACUCGUGCACGGUGUAGACCAUACCAUGAAAAUUUCACAUAAAUCAGAUGGUGAUUGGUACAUACAGCUUACUUCCUGUUUCCAUUAGGAGGCGCUACAAGUAGGACUGAAUAUUUGUAUGUUGUUUGACGCACAGUCACAAAAAGCACAACGUUUAAUCCUGAUGGCGUUUAGUUUACACGCAGAAUCGCUAAAAAUGACCACUCAAUCCAAAACGGCCGACUUCCCGUAGGGGUCCGAGAGGCUUUCUGGUUAUGAUACCCGUGCGUCCAUACAUUUUCGCCACAGUUGAAUGUUUGUUGAGUUUUUGAGCGUGUUUGCAGGCGCCAAAAACGAAAUUCAUUUGACAGAAAAAUUAUAAUUUAAUUGGACGAAAAGCACAAAGGGUCGAUUUAUGCUUUAUUCACAUUUUCAAACAAUAUUUUUUACAGAGAAAACAUGACGAGUCAGGCAAAAUCCUCUCCGAUGAAUUUCCCCAAAUCCCGUCAAGACCAGGACAGACGUGCUAAUGUUACCUUAAACUCUGAUAUAGCAUCAUGCGGGGCCGUCUCCCACACAGCGGACGUUCCAGUGCUAAAAAACAAUAUAAACUGCAACGGUUUCCUACAUGUGAACUUCCUACAGCAGCACAUAGAUCCUCGUUUAAAACAGGAGAAAAGCCGGAAACUCGGUAGAGAAGGGAAAAUUUACUGUGAUAAAAUAAAUUAAAACGCACAAAAAAAACCUUUUUGGUAAAUUUUUUGUAAGAUAAGUAUUUGUAUUGAACAUCAUUGUGUCCUGUAGUUGGUCUGUUGAUGUAAAAACUGUAUUUUUCUAUGAUUAUAACAUAAAUAUAUGCUGUCAUAUUGAACACAUGUUCAGAUUGGCUCUAUAGAUAAUUAAUGUGCCAUUUAUACAACACUUAACAGCUUCAGUAUGAAACAUUUCAAUAACAUCUGUCAGACAUCAGUAUUGCUAAAACAUAAAUAAAUAUAAAUGUUGAAUGAAUGGUCUGAUGUUGAAUAGUAUGCAUGUAGCCAACAACCUAAUGUUAUCGGAAUAAAUAAAUGUCAGAAUAUUCCUGUAUAGAGAUCAAAUGUCAUUAAUUAUUCUAGAAUAGUAGUUUAAUAAAUACCUCGUUAUUGUGUAAUUUGCUUUUUUUUCUGAGCCUGAAAGUAAAAAUUAUAGUUGUCAUAAGUGCCAUGUAAUUAAUUAUUAUUUCUAAUCUAUGUUUACUUAUUAAAGAGUAACUGAACAGA